Messenger RNA from Diorhabda carinulata, 6647 nucleotides. RefSeq lists its product as uncharacterized. NCBI's taxonomy places the organism in Eukaryota, Metazoa, Arthropoda, Insecta, Coleoptera, Chrysomelidae. The transcript has 11 exons. The coding region runs from base 241 to 3162 and encodes 973 amino acids. The record is from RefSeq and is a predicted model, not a curated record.
UUAGUUGUCAGUACUGAAACAAAGUGCGCGGAGAAAGUACUACCUAUACCUAUCAUUGUCGGUACAACUGGUGACCGAUGUAAUUGAGGAUAUAGAUACGUGUAUACAGUGUAUUAAAUAGUGAAACGGAUUAUCAACUCGUCUUUUUCACACUCUGGAGGAAUUUCGCUCUGGUUGUUCAACUUAAUAAUAAAAGAAAUAAAAUUUAGAAUAUGCGCCAACGAGGAUACGAAUGGUGAUAUGGGAAAUAAUGGUAGCCAAAAUGUCACAAUAACUGAACCACAUUCGUUAGAUAAAUUGGUUCAUUCAUAUCCCAGGACACAGCCAUUGCAUUCAAAACAACAUUAUCAACAUAAAGUUUUACCGGAAAGAGACGCGCGUUUGAAACUCAGACCAACCGGUAAUGGAGAAAUUAUUCAAUCUGGUGGUACCAUCAGUGGAAGACAGUUUAGACUGACACGAGAGUUAAAGGACACUCUAGAUAGAAAUGUUUCGGAAAAUUAUGAAAGGUAUAGUUCUGAUGAAGAAAAAGACUGUUCACGAGAGAAAGAAAAUUCUCGAAGAACUGCUCGUCAUGGACAAAAAUUAUCUAAUAAUCAAUCUAGUCAACAGGGAAAUAUCACCAAAAAUUAUGAAGAUUGUAGUUCUAGCGAUGUAAAAGAUCUUUCCCGAAAAGUUUUCCUUCAUAGGGUGAAGCAAAAGCAAUCUAAUAAUCUAUCUAGUCAGCAGAUCAAAUAUUUUGCUUCGGAACCUGAUUUGAGAUAUGCCUGUAAACAUGUAAAUAACGAUUGUCAAGAUAGAAGAUUGAGAAAAAAGUACAAAGCACCUUCACCACCUAAGCCCUCAAAGGGAAGUGACAAUUCACAAUCAACUACAGAGAUUCUCCUUAAUCCUGGACUUCCUAUUAGAAAAGCUCGUUUGUUUAAAACUAGAGCCGAAACUAAAAAACAAUCUAGUCAGUUAAACGAAACUACUGAUGAUUAUCUAAAUAAUAAUCAUAAUACUGAUAACAUCACUAACAACGAUAAAGUGAGGGACAAGUUGAAAACGUUGAAUUUACCAGAGACAAAACUGAACUCAAAAGAAUUUAUCAAGGAACUGAAGGACGCAACUAGAAGAUUAAGACAUGUAGAACUAGAAAAAGAAGAAUUGAAUAAUAGAAGAACUAAGUUGAAUACUUUGGACCCUAAUGUACCUAUCAGUAAAGAUUUAACAAGGAAAUUGUUGUUAACAAUAGAAAAUAAUUCCAAUUCUAAAAAAUCCUCUCCGCAAUGCAGUCGAGGUGAAGCUUCUGGUAAAGAAUCGACUACCCCAGAUAUGUCUCCAUCUCCCACUUCCAGAGGUAUAGCUGCAAAAGAUCGUUCAAAACAACUGUUUUAUUUCGGUAUGAACAAAAAUGUUACUGACGGAAAUCAACCCAAUAAUGGAAUGUACCAAAAUUUCACCAGCAAGAGUAACGAGGACAAUUCAUCUGAAUCAAAUUUAUCCAGCGACAUUGAAUCUGAUGAAAAUGAUACUUUCAGAUCAGGAAUAGACCUUCAGUUACGUCCAAUACUGCCUAAAAAACAAUUGGAGAUUCCUAGAUUUUCCCCAUCAGCAGCCUGGAGACUUUUAUCAAUAAAUAAUGACAAUACAAAUGGUACUAUGAUAAGCGAUGAUGUACCGGUACUAUUAGAAGAUCACAUUGAAAAAUUUGCUAGACCGCCACCUCCUCUAGUAAAUGCCGGGCAAAGGUCUAGUAAUGAUAAAUCGGGAGAUUCGGGAAUAUCUGGAGACGCUCCAGACACCGCAAAUCCAAUUUCUUACUGUUUUGAUGAUGUCACAUCAGCUAAUGAUACAAAUGGGAUUAUAAACACCAAAAAGAUGUCAAUGAAAUAUUUGAACAAACCUGAAAGAGUAUCUUGGACUCCACAACAAGAUUUAGGAGAUGAUACGAGCACUGAAGAUGAUGGAGUUAACGACAAAACGUUUCCUCAAAAAUCGAGAGCUUACUUAGGACCGCACACUUUCAGUUUAUCUCUUCCUAGAGAUAAUCGUUUGGCUGCUUAUAUGAUAGAAAAAAAUAGCGCACCCCAGUAUAGUGGUAUGCAAAAAUUUAAAAAAUCGUUAUCAGGAGUAUUGGGCAGAAAAGUACUUUCCGAGUCAAGUUUUGCAGAAGAAAACAGUGCAAACUGGUUUUUUAGUAAAUCAGCUCCGAAUCCAUUAACACACACCUUUCAUUCGUUGGAAAGAUGUAGAAUGCAAGAUGCAGAAGACCUGCUUUAUCCCACAAAUGUGAAUGCAUCUUCUAGAUUGAUAUAUUUACCUGAAAUAGAUUUAGGAAACGAAAAACCUCGUAGUUUCAAUAACAAAUACUCAGUAUAUUCAAAAUCUUGUGACGAUAUUUCUUUAGAAGUUCAGAAUUAUCAUCCAGAGCCGCUCCAAGACCUAGCUCGUACUGAUGAAUCUUCGUGGAAAUUAGAAAAGAAACCAAAAAAAUAUACAUUCCAAAGCACUAUAAGGCAGAUUGAAAAGAAACGAUUAUCAGAUAAGUUAUCUAAAGAAGCAGAAAAAAGAGAAAGAAAACGACUUAGAGAAUUGGAAGCCAUGCAGAAAGUAGAGGAAGAAUUUCAGAAAAAAAGAGCAAGGGAAAAAGCAGACAUUAGAAAACAAUUGCGAUUAUUUUCAUUAGAUGAAAAUUCUGGUCGGCACAGUAUACCGCAUAAUUUUGAAAUUGACAAUAAAGAACGUAGAUCUGAACCUGACGGUGCAUUCUCUUCGGUUUCAUCAUCAUCAAGCUCACAAAAACACAACGGUAGAACAAUAGAACACUCAAAAAUGUCUAAAUUCGAAAAUAAACCCUCAUCAGCAUUCACCAGAGAAUUAUCUGAAUAUAGACAACUACAACGAAAUUAUAAAGACUACAAUAGUAAUAUAAAAUUUACUUCUGAUAAAGGAUAUAGUAGACAAACAACUAUUUAUCCUCAAGUUAAAUGUAAUAUGCCCAAAGCCAAAGGUCCUAAAACAAAAGAAGAUCAUAACUACAGAAAAGAAUUUGCAGCCGGAAUACGCAUACUGACUACAACCAGCACUCAUUCUGAAGAUUCACAAAAUUAUUCCACCAAAAGAAACAAACUAACCGGAUCUGGGCGUAGUUACAAUAGACACCUAGUGUCUAGUUAAUUAUUGAAAAUGGAUAUAUUUGUCAAAUAAUCCAGUCAUUAUAGAGGGUUGACCUCGAAAAAUCGACACACCCAGUAUAUGAUAACGUGAAAAUUUGUAUUUUGGCAUUCUUAAGCUAUUCUCAAAAUUCACGUAUAAUUCGAUGGUCGCAAGUUUCAAAGUCUGGUGUCAAAGGUUACAAAAAAAUCGAUUUUUUUACAUUUUUAGCAAAUAUCUCGUCUUCUCGAGUUAUAAGCUAUAACUAUUUUCUAUAAAUAUUUUUUUAUACCUUGAUCUGUUUUCAAGAUAGAGGGCGUAGAGCGCGCUUUCAGAGAAUUAUUUGAGAGAAUUGAAAUUAGAACUUUUCUCGAAAUUUUUAUUAAUUUUGACAAUUAUAAAUCUAUAAAGCUUAAUAUUACGAGUUUUUCAUUGAGACUACCAGUUGACCUCAUAUAAUUCUCUGACCACGCGCUCUACGACCUCUAUCUCUAAAACAGUUCAAGGUAUAAGAAAAUGUUGGAUACAAAAGUUGUAGAGAAUUAAAUUCUCUACAAUAUUGAUAGGAAAAGCAAAUAGCCUAAAACUCAUUUGCAAGAAAUGUAAAAAAAUCGAUUUUUGUGACCUUUGACUUUGAAACUUGCGACCAUCGAACUAUACGUGAAUUUUGAGAAUACCUUAAGAAUGACAAAAUACAAAUUUUCACGUGAUGAUAUAAUGGGUAUGUGGAUUUUCCGAGAUAUUCACCUAAAUUGGCGUAAUAUUACUGGAUUAAAAAAUAUAUAGCAUUGAAGUUCAAAAGUGAUCGAAAAUUUUUUAAAUUAGAAUGAAAACUUAAUCUGUACAAAUAUUGUUGAAUUUGGAUUUGAUUUUCAUGUAUAUAAAUUUAGCUGUGAUUUUGAUCCUUAAUACUGAAUUGAAAAUUUUGGCUUAUUCACUAGUCAAUAAAUUUGUCAUAUUGCAAAAAGAUAAAAUGUACUGUUUCAAAACAAACAAUAUACGACUUUCAAAAUAAAUAAUACAAGGUGUCUCAUAAUAUAUUUUGAAUUUUAAACUAAUGAAACUUUUUUGGCCGAAACGUAUGAAUUAUUUUUACUUAGUGGAAAUAUGUUUAGUUGGUGGAAGGCAGCAAAGUUGUAAAAUUCAUUUGACUAUUGUAUAAUAACUCACCCAAAACUGAUUAUAUGUGAUUAAUGGCUAUUUGUAUAUAAAGGAGGAAAGUGCUACUUUUCCUCCCGAGGUACUAACCAUUCAUGUGAGGAAAAGGCACUUUACUCCCAUGUUAUACAUAUAAUUUUUUCGCCUUCCUCAAAUAAUAAACUCAUUUUUAAAUAAUUUUUAUUCUUGCUUCUGGCAUAUUUUUAAUUUAUGGUAAUUAUUUAUACUAAAUGUUGAACGUGCAAUUUCGAUACUACUAGAAGUGAGCUGGACCCAACGUAGUUUUCGUGAUAUUUUCAUUAACAUUAUUAUUCAGCUAAUAUCCCCCGGAAAUACUCAUACUUACAAACAAUUUCAGUAAUUUCAGUGACUCCAUAAUUUGGUUCGAAAUUUUUCGUUUUUCUGCAAGAGACUGCUGCACAUAUCCUUCGGUGAUAUUCGUCCUCCAACCUCCAUGUUACUUUAAAGCAAGAAUGUCUACUUCAGAAUUUGUAAAUAAACUUGCCGAGGUACUUCUGAAACUAUGCCCAGUAUAAUUUUUGGCAAUGGGCAGUUUUAAAAGUUCUGCAAUCUUUUCCAACCAUUUGGUUGAUACGUUUUCCUGCUCUAUAGCAGACAAAUAAUCUUGUGAGAUCUGUUUUAGUGCUCAUUUAUAUAUAUUUUUUUAUAAAUGUCAAUUUUAGUUUUCCUACUCAGGGAGGAAAAGUACGACUUUGCUCCUAAUAAUGAGGCCAUGAAAAGUAUACUUUGGAUAGAGGUAGACAAAAAAAAAUUAUGAUUUAUUGAAAAAAAAAUGAACAAAUAAAUUUGAAUUCAUCUCCUUCAAAGUAUCAUCGUUGACUAGUAAUAGCUUAUCCCAACAUAACAUCCAUGACUAUAAGAAACAUUACUAGAAGGCCUCUUUGGAAAUGGCUUUCCCAAUGUUAAAUCGACGAGUGAAAGCAUUUAAAAUGGCCCUGUCAUGACCUUCUCAAUGUCAACCACAUUAUUGUUUUCUGGAAAAGCCAAAAAUCGCAUGGUUCUAAAUCUGCUUGUAAGCAGACAUUUUGUAUCCAAAAACUCGCGAAUCUAAGAUGUUUGUGGUAUAGCUCAAUGUCAUCAUAAAAAAGAGAAUUCUUUAAGUAUCUUUUUUCUCGUCAUUUCAGUAUCACAACGACCUCUGUUUGAUGUCGAAGAAGGUACAUAUUCAUACUCAACUGAAUAAUUUCCCCUUUAAAUCGCUCAUACCACUUGUAAACAGACUUCCAAGUUAUUAAUAAUAUAUACAGAUUUUAUCAUCACAUGGCACUUUGUCCACAAGAAACAAUAUUAAAUAUGAUUGCGUUCCUGGUAAACCGGAACAGGUUGAAACUAGUCUCACCACUUGAACAUACUAAUUGAAAUACAUACCGUAAUAACUGCUAUAGAAAAAAAAUCUUACUGAGGUUUAAUUGGGUCUACUUCUAGAAACUCAAGUUGAUUGUAAACGAUUUUAAAUAAUAAUUAAUCCAGCUUUUAUAAAACUAGUGUAACUUUUUGUGACAUAAAAAGAGAAACUUCAGUAUCUUGUAUUUAACUUUGUGUAGGCUAUCGAAUAAAAAAUAAUUCAUUUCAGAAGGAAUCUUCUGGGGUAUCUUACUCCACCUAUUCGUCUUAAAAAUGUUUUGUUCUUGUAUCAUAAACUAUCAUUGUACAACUUCAACACAUUCUAGUUUGAAUAAUUCACAUUUAAUAUUUGUUAUUUAUUAUUAAGCAUUAAUGACUUCAAGAAUUAUUUAUUCGCUGCGAAUAUGGGGUACCCCUGAUCAAUAGAAGAUAAAUAAUGGGCUCCAAUAUAUUUCCCUGAAGUACACCGGCUUCUGUGUUUCUACUAAGAAUAUAGUUAGAUCCAUUUGAGGUGUACUUACACCAUAAGGAUGUGUAGGAUGUCAGUAUUUCCAUAUAUUUUUUUCGACAGCAUCUGUUAUGAGAAAUUAUUUCCAUUAAACCUACUGUUAAUUACUGUUUUUAGUAUUAUCGAAACGGAAAAAAUAAAAUUUAUUAUGUGUUACGUGUUUCUAAUAAGAACACUUAUUCGGAAGCUCAAUUUAUUAACGAAUACUUAGCUGUAGCUAUGAUUGUUUAUAAUUUAAACUUUAGCUGUACAAUCCAUGAAGCAGAUUUGUAAUACUAAUGUUUAUCAAUUACUAAACCAUAUAAAAUAUAAUUGUAUUGCUUGGAAAGCAACGACUUUAUUAAGUAUUACAAUUAAUAUAGUAUAAUGUAAUAAAUAUCCUAUUUUUGUUCACCAUACCAUAAAUUUCUUAUAAAGUAUUUAUCAUAUAAUGUAAAUUUAUGUAUAUUAAUUUUUUUCAAUAAAAUGUUUGAUUAAU